GAUCUAUUGAUAUCAAUUAGGGGGUAUAUACUAUUCUACAGUGAGAGACUAACGAGGCUGUUCAAGCGUCCUCUCAAGACUCAAUGCGACACCUUAGGCAUAGUCCCAGUCCGGUUAGCGCGAUCCAACAGACUAACAAACUACUCAAAUCGUCUCCAUCUCCAUCUCCAUCUCUAUCAGAAUAUCCUCACCCAUACAACCUGGCAACUCAUGCGUCUGCCACAUCCACCACAGAUCUCACUUCACUAUACCAAUAUUUAGCUGACUCUCGAGCACUAAUACAACCCCACAGAAUACACAGGCAAGUCCCAUCCCAUCCAUCCCACUACACCCCUCACCUCCCCUCCAACCUCUCCAAAGAUGCCAAACCUGGUAAAAGGUCAGACAGCAAAGACCAAGAAACCACACUUCCCACAAAGCCGAAGGUACUACUCACAUCAUACACAACUCAAACGUCAACAAACCCAACAACCCAACAACCCCAAACCGACCGUUCUUCAAACCCCUUCCAGAAUCCCUUCUCCACACGCACCGCAACGCAACGCAGCGCAACGCGCCGCUCUCCCAAAACCACUAUCCAGUCGAGAAUGAACCGCCCUUGUUACUUUGUCUUCAUAUCUUCUUUCCGGAGUCCUCUCUUCUCGAUACUUUUCUUUUUCUCUACUCUCUAUACUCACUCUCAACUGUCAAUCUCUCUCCCGAAAAAAAGGAAAAAUUCCAAACACAUGCUUAACGUAAAAGGCAAAGGACACAACCUACAAGACCACCGGUCCCGUCCUGGGAAGAUCCAUGUGUACAAAAAAAGUGAACUGUUCUCCCUUCUUACCCGUUCAGCCCUUUCUCCCUCCGCCUGUCCUUCUCCCUCAUCAUCUAUCCAUCUCUGGGUUGGUGGACGGAUGAAUGAUAGAAUUGAUAGACGAGGAUUAGUCAGACGUUCGGAACGAGAAGCACGAACAGACCAGCCACAUACUGGAGUUUUCGGUCCGCUUUUUCUAUGAGGAAUUUCGGAAACUAAUGGCUGUGGCGGACAUUUUCGUGGGUUGUUUUGUUGGGUUUGGGAGAGAGAGAGAUAGUGUGAGAGAGUGGGUG
Molecule: messenger RNA, 1089 nt
Organism: Aspergillus campestris IBT 28561
Lineage: Eukaryota; Fungi; Ascomycota; Eurotiomycetes; Eurotiales; Aspergillaceae
Exons: 1
Coding region: 84-998 (304 amino acids)
Source: RefSeq, a predicted model, not a curated record